CUUUGACAUGCAGACGUGAUUAACAACAGCAGCGUGCAGCGCUUCGGAGCAAAGAAACAGCGAGAUCGAAAGGAAAACCGGAACAACAUCAACAAAAAAAAAAAAAAAAAAGGAGUAUAUUUGGGAUAUUUGCCUAUCGAGUGACACUCGUUGACAGCCUGUCGCGGAGACUUGGGGAUAACCUAUCGUCACUUUCCUCUGUGCGCCAUGCGCGGAUCGGACUGAGCAUCCUUUAGGAAAGAGACGCAGAGGUUUACCAGGAAUCUAAGGGCUGCUCGACUUCUUCGCCGGAAAAAUCUACUCUUCCUCGAUGUUUUUGCAUCAUGCCGGUUGAUUUGUGAGGCUCUUUCUUUUACUGGAUUUUCGCCGAAGGUCUCCGCGCAUGUAAGAGUGACAUGACUUACUUGGAUGUGGCUUCGUUAUUGUCUGCGCGUACUGCAGUACUCUUUUUGGCUGUUACUUGAGAGAGAGAGAGAAAAAAAGAGAGAGGCAUCCUCAGCUGUGAAGAUAUAAAGAAGGAGUUCUAAAACCCGGAUCUAUAACCUACACCUUCAAAAAAUAAUUACAUAAAAAUCCGGAGUUGGUCGUAAAUGACAUUCGCCCCGUUUCAGUUGCACGGUUAUAGAUGCAGGACUGAACCGGAUCGCACAUCCAGGUCCGGGAAAGUAAAGGGCAGGUGCGCUUUGGAGUCAGCGGCUGCGCGGAGAGACCGGGCUGGUGGAUUUAGGACGAUACCUGUCUGUGGAGAGCGCGUCAUGCGGACUCGGGUGUCGCGCACUAGAAGCCAUUAAAACCUGUAGGCUGGAGCAAACACAUAAGCCGAUAUGGGCUCUGCUCUGCGCCGUCGCUGGCUAGUGAUCCAACUCCUCAUGCAGGUGUGGCUAGCGGCAAAUCCAUCUUUGAGUGAACGCCCGUGCCCAAAGAGUUGUCGAUGCGAUGGGAAAAUUGUCUACUGUGAGUCAAGCGCCUUUCGUGAUGUCCCCAAAAACCUCUCCGGCGGCUGCGAGGGUCUGUCUUUACGCUACAACAGCCUUGCCAGUCUUCGCGCUGGCCAGUUUGUUGGCCUCAACCACCUCAUCUGGCUCUACCUGGAUCAUAAUUACAUCGCCUCUGUGGAUGGGAUGGCCUUCCAGGGCAUCCGCAGACUUAAAGAGUUGAUCCUAAGUUCCAACAAGAUCACGUCGCUUCACAACACCACAUUCCACCCUGUCCCUAAUUUGCGUAAUCUUGACCUGUCAUACAACAAACUGCAAGCCCUGCAGCCUGGACAGUUUCAGGGCUUACGGAAGCUUCUCAGUCUCCACAUACGCUCAAACUCUUUAAAAAUUGUCCCGAUGCGUCUCUUCCAAGAUUGCAGGAAUCUUGAGUUCCUUGAUCUGGGAUAUAACCGUUUGCGCAGCAUCACCCGAAAUGCAUUCUCAGGCCUCGUCAAACUCACCGAGCUGCAUCUGGAGCACAACCAGUUCUCAAAGAUCAAUUUCUCCCACUUUCCUCGUCUCUACAAUCUGCGGGCUCUUUAUCUGCAGUGGAAUCGCAUUCGCUCGAUGAGCCAGGGGCUGACCUGGACCUGGGCCUCCAUACAAAAGCUGGAUUUGUCAGGGAAUGAUCUAACAGAGGUAGAUCCUGUGGUUUACCAAUGCUUGCCCAACCUGCAGACCCUCAAUUUGGACUCCAACAAACUGACCAAUGUUUCACAAGAGGUAGUUGAUGCCUGGAUCUCUUUGACUAUGAUUAGCUUGGCUGGGAAUGUAUGGGACUGCGGCCCUGCCAUCUGUCCUCUGGUGGGCUGGCUGAGAAACUUUAGAGGAGCGAAAGAAACCACCAUGAUUUGCGCCUCCCCUAAAAAAGCCCAGGGUGAGAAAGUGAUGGAUGCUGUCGAAGCUUUCGGUGUUUGUCAAUCAAACCCAGUGACGACACUCACAGUGAGUAUUCCCCCAAACCCGUCCAGUGUCCCAGUGCAGAAGGAGCGUCGCCCAGCCAUUCUGGCUUCCCCAACUGGUUCUGGAAAGAGAGGAGAGGAAUCUCUUCGGCGUCCCACAUCAUCAGCGGUUACUCCACCAGUGGCACUUCCCCCGGGGCAAGACGCGGAACCUGUGUCUUUCCAUAAGAUCGUCGCCGGGAGUGUGGCCCUUUUUCUAUCCGUUGCAAUGAUCUUGUUGGUAAUCUAUGUAUCUUGGAAGCGCUACCCGAGCAGCGUCAAGCAGCUGCAGGAGCAUUCGGCGGCAGCACGCAAACGUCGCAAGAAAGCUCGAGAGACGGAGCGCACCCUGAGCUCCCCCUUGCAGGAGUACUAUGUGGACUACAAGCCCACCAAUUCUGAGGCCAUGGAUGUGCUUGUCAAUGGGACCGGACCGUGCACCUAUACCAUCUCAGGCUCCCGAGAAUGCGAGGUCCCCCACCAGAUGGGCGCCUUGACCUUCUAUCGCUACGAGCAGCCCAUUGUGGACUACUGCCAGGCCCAUCAGCCCCUGCGGCUCAACAUGGGCUACGAGGGACCCCCGCAGGGCCUGGAGGGGCUGGAGGACCUGGGGCCGUGUGACCGGGGCACUAUACAGACAGUGGCGCUCCCCGCCGUGCCCUCCGCCACCGGCAUGGGCGCCCCCGUGCCGGGGCCUCGUUCCCCACCGUCGACCCUCAGACCGCCCACUGAAGGUCCCGGCACGAAUCCCUUCCCCACAGUCGAGCGCACCGGCACGCUCAAAUUCGGACGCUAGCGAGUCCGCUGGUUUGGAGGUGGAGGCAAGAGCCUCCGAUUAACGUUGACUUU
Salarias fasciatus (jewelled blenny) is the source of this 2767-nucleotide messenger RNA. RefSeq names its product leucine-rich repeat transmembrane neuronal protein 4. The coding region runs from base 825 to 2714 and encodes 629 amino acids. The transcript is spliced from 3 exons. Gene Ontology annotation, biological process: positive regulation of synapse assembly; axonogenesis. The record is from RefSeq and is a predicted model, not a curated record. Gene Ontology annotation, molecular function: protein binding. Lineage: Eukaryota; Metazoa; Chordata; Actinopteri; Blenniiformes; Blenniidae.